UUCCCCGUCUUCCACGGCCAGGGGCCACGUUUUCCCUGGCCGCAGCAGGGGUGGGGAACGGUUUACUAGGCUCCAAGCGUGCUUCCUACUCAUUUACUUCUUGCCCCACCUUAAGGGCAGCGAGCGGCGCUGCGUGACCGCUCCUAGCGCUCGCCGCUUCUGGGAGAGAGUGGGUGCUGGUGCAAGAUCCUGUGUGUUUGUGCCAGGCUCACCCACUGGCCCGCGCUGGAGCUCUGGGUCCCUGCGGUCCUAAUAAAGAACUUUUCAGUUCUUCAACAGAGCGAGAUAUUACUCCAAUCAGGCCUUCAGCAUUUGGUGUUCUGGUUUCUCUUCUGUUACUUUUGGCCCAUAUUUUCCUUCUAUAUAUACCUGUGACUUUUAGAUGACGCUCUCAUUUGUUUCUUUCUGUGUAGUUUUGGAAGUACAGAAACCACGCAGCCCGCUGCUCACAGAGUGUAUUCAUACGAAUUUGCAUGACGUGUCGUGAUCUUCCCAAGUCAUUUUACUUUAACAAGUUUAGUGGCUUGAAUGUUCCAGUCUUACCAAUUUGAACUUCCAAGGAAUUACUUCCAACAGCCAUAAGCUUGUAGCUUUCACUAAACUUAUGUGGUAUCUUUUGAGAGGAUUUUUUUUUCAUUACCGCAUAUAUACUAUGAUGGGCUGGAAAGUACAUAAUUUAACACUGUUUAAAAUUCUAUAUGCUAUUUUCAUAACUAAGAUUAGCUUGGCUGUUAAAGUGAUUGCUAGUAUAAUCCAUAAAAAGUCCAUAAAAAUCUUCUCAACUGAUCACCGAUUUCAGAAAGUAUCAUUGCAGUUCUAGUGACUGAUGCAAUUAGCUAUCUGUUGGCUAAUGUUAGGAAUAGUAACAUGCUAUUGAAAUUAACCUUCAGUACCCUGUGCAACCAAAUAUGAGAAUAUAUACAUAUUUAUUUUUGUAAGUGUGGGCGGAAAAUUUGAUUUAAUGGUGGUUUCAAACAAUAAGGUUCUUGCAUUUGUGAUCACAUAAAAGGUUUUAGUCUCCAAUUUUGCUUUCAGUUCUGAUUCUCUUUAGUCUCUUCAAAACACCUGAAGUAGGCUUAUGUCAGCUUUGGAAUUCAGCCAAAGCUGAAUAUUUUAAGAACAAGAAGAACUUCAUGUUAAGGAAACCAGACUAAAUAAACUAGGGCUUUCUGGUGCUGGUAUUUUUUUUACAGUCUUGGUCUUCAUAACUGAACAUGAGUAUGAUGUAUUAUAGCUUAGUUCUUUGUGUGACUUGCUAUAAAAAUUGCAUACACGUAACUUUUUCUAAAAAUUACAGCACUCUUAUUUUUGGCUUAUAAUUUGGAAGAAGCUUCAAAGAACUGAAAGAUAUGUGAGGAAAACACCCAAGCAAAUACUGAGCCUAUUUUUAUUGCACAGAUAGAUUCAGUAUUUUUUAUAAGACUCUGUAAAAAAAAAAAAAUCUUAAACUCUCAGCUAAUUUGAAAGAAAGUUUCCUAACAAGGCUCACUUACUGUUUAUUCUCCAAAUACUGUUUGUGGGAAAGGGAGAGAGGAAGAUUACAAGGGAACCGACACUUGAACUGUAUCUUGCUAAAUUCUGCAAACAAGCCUGAGAAGGAAAUACUUCCUAUCCUUCUUAGAGGAGAAAACCAAGGGCUCCAUGACUGGCCUGGACUCGGAGGUGGUAACUGGUCAAUGCAGGAGUCUACUUCAGGUGGCUGACCCUCGAAGGUCAUCUUUGCCCUUGCUGCCCCCAUUUAGCUGGGCUGAUUUACUCCCAGGGUCAAAGGAAGCUCCCUGUCUUGGAAUCAUGUGAUGGAGAGCUGCCAGGGACCUCACAAGCCAUCCAGGGGCAGUGUGGAAUAGUGAGGAGGACACCCUGUGGGAAGCCCUAUGUUUCCAAGCCACCUCUAUCUCAUCUGCUGCUUCCUUCAACCUGGACAGGCCCCAGUUUCACCCUUUCCCGUGUGUGUGACACGAACUCUGAGCCCUCUCGUUCGGCACCGAAGAUGUGACAGAAUGAUGAUGGUAGCAAUUUUGGCCAAACCCUUUGGUUUUCUCAGCUGAGAGCUGCCGAGAGUCUGAGGGUGGUCGAAGUUGUCUUCUGAUUUCUGAGAGAGCACUUACUCCUCCUCCACCAGGGACACGUUUUUCUGUAAAGGGCCAGAUGGUAAAUAUUUUAGACUUUGCGGGAGGUCUCUCUCAUAGCUACUCAACUCUGUAGUUGUUACGACAGCAGCCAGCUCAGUACCUAAACAAGUGAUUGUGGCUGGGUUCCAGUAAAAUUUUGUUAGUGAAUCCUGAGAUUUCACUUUCAUUUACUUCACAAAAUAAUUACUCUUUCAAUUAUUUUUCAACCACUUAAAAACGUAAAAAAAAAAAUACAUUCUCAGGUUGCAAGCUGUACAGAAACAGGCCUGGCGAGAUUUUUGGCCCCUGUGCCACGCUAUCUUUUGUUCUACCUACAUUUACUACCUUCAUUUGGAAAUUGAAUCCCCAAGAUAUACUCAGAAGAGCAGUGUCCCUCAAGUUAGAUCUGAGUUUUCAUCCUGGCUCUUCUCCAAAGUGUGGAAUUAUGAACAGAGCCCUUCAUCUCCUCCGAAAGCCUGUAGCCUUGACAAGGGUCUGAUGUGGAGGGGAAAAUCGAACUAAAUUUCUUUCUUUCUUUUUUUUUUUUUUUAAGUAUUUUUUUAGAUGUUUAUUUAUCUUUGAGGGAGAGAGCACAAGGAGGGGAGGGUGGAGAGAGAGGGGUCAGAGGAUCCUGCACUGACAGCGGAGAGCCCAGUGUGGGGCUCAAACUCAAAACGUGAAAUCAUGACCUGAGUCGCAGUCGGUCACUCAGCUGACUGAGCUACCCAGGAGCCCGGAACUACAUUUCUAGGAUUCCCCCAUUUAAUCCCUCGAGUUUGCAAAGGUAGGGCAGCAUGGUAUGUUGGGACAGAGCAUCAGAACAAGAGUGUCCAGAUCUGGAUUCUGGCCUUUGGUUCUUCUCUAAUUUGGAGCAAAGUGGGAUGCUGGGUGGCUCAGUUGGUUAAGCAUCCAACUCUGGCUCAGGUCAUGAUCUUAUGGUUCAUGGCUUCAACCUCCGCAUUGGGCCCUUUGCUGACAGCUCGGAGCCCAGAGCCUGCUUUAGAUUCUGUCUCUCUGUUUCUUUCUCUGUCCCUCCCCUACUCAGACUCUCUCUCUCUCUCUCUCUCAAAACUAAAUGAAUAGGGGCACCUGGGUGGCUCAGUUGGUUAAGCGUCUGACUUUGGCUCAGGUCAUGAUCUCUUGGUUGGUGAGUUAGAGCCUGUGUCAGCCUCUGUGCUGACAGCCCAGAGCCUCUGGGGCCUGCUUCAGAUUCUGUCCUUCUCUCUCUGCCCCUUCUCCACUAGUGCCCCCCCACCUCAAAAAAUAAAUAAACAUUAAAAGAUAAAUAAAUGUUACAAGUUUUUUUUAAAUCUCCAAAAAGAGUGGAAGGUUAGAAUAAUUGCUCUGUUAAAUUCUGUACUUUAAAAUUACAUUAAUACAAAAUGAAUUACAUUAUACGUUAUAUAUAAAUACAUAUAUUUAUAUACAUAAAUUACAUUAAUACCAAAUGACUUAUUUCAGUCCUUAGAGGUGAAUCAACUGCUUGUAUAUAUCAUAUCCUCAGCCCCUCAAGGAGUUCAGGGUGAGUGGAAAGGGCAGACAUCAAGCCUGGCUGCAGCAGGCCUCUGCGAAGAUCCUUACAGAAUGCCUUGGGUCCCAGGAGACAUUCUAGAGUCAAACUAGGGGGAGGGCAGGUUCAGAGGUGACAGCUGAACUGAGUUGGAAGGGUGAAUAAGGGCUACUUAACUUGGAACAGCUCAGUUUACUGGACUGGACAAGAACUUAAAGCUGGGUUACAUUUUUAUCAGCUUUUCCCUAUCUGUGUGUACCAGGGUCUUUUUAAAGAAUAGAUGGCAGUUGAAGCUUUUCCCUAUUUGAUUAUUGUUUAACCAUAAUCUAGUUCAUUCUUUGACUACACUUGUCAUUCUCUCUUUCAUUCUGUUCUGAGAGGAAACUAAUGUUCUAUCGAAGCUUUUGUGAAAAUCGUCAUAUUUACGUGUAUGAGACUGUUACUCACAGAUGGCAAAUGGCAAGCUAACAACACCCCUUCCCAGCCCCCUGCAUUGUAGGCAGUCAGUUUCUAUAAAAGUGAAGAGAUGGCAGUGAUAUGUUAGUGAUACAGAGCUACUCCGUUCAGGUAGACAGUUCCAUCUGACAGCAUCUCAAAAAAAUUUUUUUUAAUGAACAUCAGUUCUGUGAAGUAUAGCUAGAGUAGGCUUUAUUGUUCCCCCCUUUUUGAUUGUAAGGAAACUGAACCAUAAAGAGAUUAUAUUCGUUCGUUCAGGUGAAAUGACGUAAAGUUGCUGCUUGGAACCGGGAGCACACUUUGUUUAGAAACAGGCUUAGAGGUGUUGCUUAGAUUCUGGGACUAGCCUGUGAGAAGCCUUGUUAACUCAGUGUACUUGAAAUAUGAAACCCACUCACCAUGUUAUUUUUUAUUUUUCUUAAAGAAGAAUUCUUUCUUAUUUUUGAGACAGAGAGAGACAGACCUUGAGAGGAGGAGGGGCAGAGAGAGAGGGAGACACAGAAUCUGAAGCAGGCUCCAGGCUCUGAGCUUUCACCACAGAGCCCGAUGUGGGGCUCGAACCCACAAACUGUGAGAUUAUGACCUGAGCCAAAGUCGGAUGCUUAACUAACUGAGCCAUCCAGACACCCCAAAACCUACUCACUACUUUAAACAUUCUGGAAAAUUAUGUUCCUAGGACUGAAAACUGGGACUUUGAACAUACCUUUCCUUAUGUUAGACCCAGUCACUUUUGCUUUCAUCUAGUUUCUGGUAGCAUCUGGCCAGGUGUAGGAACAUCUCUUUGGAUUGGUGAGGAUGAGAGGAGGCAAUAUGGUGACAUAGAGGACAAAGGAAGGCUUGGAAGGCUGCAGGGAGAGGAGGGAGACUGAGUAGGGGACUUGACCCUUGGUGACUUGGCCAAGAAGUAAUGCCAGCAGGGGAUGCAUUAACACUUUCACCUCUUUCAAGCUUCUCGCCCUCCUGACCUUAUAAUUAUGGCUCUCAAUGUCCUGUUGAUGUGAGACCCAGGACCAUUGCUCUGCUCAGGGCUUUUCACUCCCUCAUCCACCGGGGUCCUCACCAGGCUUACUGCAGAUGGCAGUCUCUUCCUCAGCCCUUCACCCUGUUGUACCCAUGGAAAACAGGAAGGAAACACAUGCUGGUUGAAAUGGUAAGACUUAGUUUUUAUAUUCUCAUGUGUAUUAUGUUUCUGCUUUGCUCGGGUCAGGAUGAAAGUUACCCAUUUAGGUUAUGUCAUUGGAGAGGCAUCUGAACUUUCUGGGCUUUGGUUCCACUUGCUCCCAGCAAGACUUCCAGUCUUAUUUGAUAAAAAGCAAAACAAACACAACCUUUGUCUCCUGUCUAUCCCAGACUGAGAAGUCUUCUAGCCCAAUCUGCAUUUUCUACUUUUAAAUCCAGGGAUGCUUUGGUAUACAUAGCCUCAUAUACUUUGAGGGAGAGGGUGAAAUCUGUAUUUCUUUUUUAUAUAUAACUGAUUUUUAUGUUUUACUGUUUUUGAGAGACACAGAGAGGGGAGGGGCAGAGACAGGGAGACAGAAGAUCUGAAGCUGGCUCUGCCCUGUCAGUGCAUUUCUUAAAUAGUGGUUCCCACGGACCAGUUAAAAAAAAUUGGGAAACUGACAUGUGUUUGUCGACCUUUAAUGUUCCCAAGUAAGGAUAUUGAAUAGAGAAGGACAGAAAACUCGGCAACCAGUCACUUACUGCUACGAUUUCUUAAAGAGAAAAGACAUUUUUGUAUUCAAUUAGGAAAGGCAUAACCUUAGAAUAAAGAACAGUUCUUUACAUAUAGUAAAUGUAUGAGAAAACUCACUAUUAUUCUUCUUUCUCCAUUUCCCCAAGGAUGAGUGAAAACUUGAUGUUACCAAUCAACAGAGCAAUGUUUUGGCAACCUCUGAUCUAAACCACCUUUUAGUCCCAUCAUACUAAGUCACUGCUUCUUUGUGCAAGAAAUAAGCCUUAGCAAAACUAUCAGUUUUGCAAACAGAGACAAACUCAUAAGGAAAAUCUCUGGUUAAGAAGGUAUUUAAAAAAAAAAUCCCGGUGGUGCUCCAUACAUGGCUGUUCUCUGGGCUUUUAACUUUUUGCUGGCAUAUUACUAGGACAGUUGCUGACUGCCCACUAUGAAUGCAGAGCCCCAGGCUUCCUCUUUUGUUUUGUUUUGUUUUGUUUUUGGAUGACUGGUCAGUUAUAAUUUUCCAAAAAGGGUAUUACUAGAAAAUUGGAAAAAAGUAAAAUUAAAAAGAAAAUCCCGAAGCACAAAAAUAAAUGUUUUUAGAGCACUCGUUUCUUACCCCACGUUGUCAACUGCCGAUUGUCGUGACUGCCCUGCUUUCCAGGUUCUUGGGAUCCUGAUUUCUUUCCUCAGCGUGGUCACCUUUGGUCUGCUUGAGACAUUCAUCAGUUGGUAGUUUGAGUGGGUUGCACCUCUAGGUGAAGCCUAAUUAUAAGUGCACAGUGUAGCCUUGUCUCACCAGUGGCGCUGGCUCCCGCCAGGCUUCUGGGAGUUUUCUGCUACAGGUCAGUUCCUCUCUGGUGGCUACAGGGACUGUCCCCUGCUUCCUGUUUCAGAGGCCUGGGUAGAGGCCCGUUCAGUUCCCGUUUCAGGCUUGCAGGAUAAAAUUGGUUCAGGGCUUCUUUGUGAAGCAGUGGGGGAUUGACACGCGCAAAGCCCAAUGAAUGUGCAAAUCUCCACCAACAGGUAUCAGUUGUUUCUGCUUUCCAAGUUGUUGUCCCAAGUAGUCCCUUCAGACCCCACUCCACUCUGCGUGGGCCGAGAUGGAAGUUGAGAGUGUGGUAAAUGGAGGGGCGGGGGAGCAGUGUUGCAGGAACCCACAGCUCUGUGAAUGGCGGGAAGAAAUCCGGAACCCACAGCCUUGGGAAGGGUGCUUCUUGAAAACAGCCUUGUCGUCCCGUAAUUUGGAUAUAGAUAUCGCUGUGGUGGAGAUGAGUGACGCCUUCCGACAGCCAUCAUUGUUUUACCACCUUGGGGUCAGAGAAAGUUUCAGCAUGGCCAACAACAUCAUCCUCUACUGUGAUAAUAAUUCAGACUCUCUGCAGUCACUGAAGGAAAUCAUUUGCCAGAAGAAUACUAUGUGCACUGGGAACUACACAUUCGUUCCUUACAUGAUCACUCCACAUAAUAAAGUCUACUGCUGUGAUAGCAGCUUCAUGAAGGGGUUGACAGAGCUCAUGCAACCGAACUUCGAGCUGCUUCUUGGACCCAUUUGCUUACCUCUUGUGGACCGUUUCAUUCAACUUCUGAAGGUGGCACAAGCAAGUUCCAGCCAGUAUUUCCGGGAAUCUAUACUCAAUGAUAUCAGGAAAGCUCGUAAUUUAUACACUGGUAAAGAAUUGGCAGCUGAAUUGGCAAGAAUUCGGCAGCGAGUAGAUAAUAUUGAAGUCUUGACAGCAGAUAUUGUCAUAAACCUGUUACUUUCCUACAGAGAUAUCCAGGACUAUGAUUCUAUUGUGAAGCUGGUAGAGACGUUAGAAAAGCUGCCAACCUUUGAUUUGGCUUCCCAUCACCAUGUGAAGUUUCAUUAUGCAUUUGCACUGAAUAGGAGAAAUCUCCCUGGAGACAGAGCAAAAGCUCUUGAUAUUAUGAUUCCCCUGGUGCAAAGUGAAGGGCAAGUUGCUUCAGAUAUGUAUUGCCUAGUGGGCCGAAUCUACAAAGAUAUGUUUUUGGACUCUAAUUUCCUGGACACUGAAAGUAGAGACUAUGGAGCUUCUUGGUUCAAAAAGGCAUUUGAAUCUGAGCCAUCACUACAGUCAGGAAUUAAUUAUGCGGUCCUUCUCCUGGCAGCUGGGCACCAGUUUGAAUCUUCCUUUGAGCUCCGGAAAGUUGGGGUGAAGCUAAGUAGCCUUCUUGGUAAAAAGGGAAAUUUAGAAAAACUCCAGAGCUACUGGGAAGUUGGAUUUUUUCUGGGUGCCAGUGUCCUGGCCAAUGACCACAUGAGAGUCAUCCAAGCAUCUGAAAAGCUUUUUAAACUGAAGACGCCAGCAUGGUACCUCAAGUCUAUUGUAGAGACAAUUUUGAUAUAUAAGCAUUUUGUGAAACUGACUACAGAGCAGCCUGUGGCCAAACAGGAGCUGGUGGACUUCUGGAUGGAUUUCCUGGUGGAGGCCACAAAGACAGAUGUUACUGUAGUUAGGUUUCCGGUGUUAAUAUUAGAACCAACUAAAAUCUAUCAGCCUUCAUAUUUGUCUAUCAACAAUGAAGUUGAGGAAAAGACAAUAUCUAUUUGGCAUGUGCUUCCUGAUGACAAGAAAGGUAUACAUGAGUGGAAUUUUAGUGCUUCUUCUGUCAGGGGAGUGAGUAUUUCUAAAUUUGAAGAACGAUGCUGUUUUCUUUAUGUGCUUCAUAAUUCUGACGAUUUCCAAAUCUAUUUCUGUACAGAACUUCAUUGUAAAAAGUUUUUUGAAAUGGUGAACACCAUUACCGAAGAGAAGGGGAGAAGCACAGAGGAAGGUGAUUGUGAAGGUGACUCCUUGGAGUAUGACUACGAAUAUGAUGAGAACGGAGACAGAGUUGUUUUAGGAAAGGGCACUUACGGGAUUGUCUACGCAGGCCGAGACCUGAGCAACCAAGUCAGAAUUGCUAUAAAGGAAAUCCCAGAAAGAGAUAGCAGAUACUCCCAGCCCCUACAUGAAGAAAUAGCAUUGCAUAAGCAUCUGAAGCAUAAAAAUAUUGUCCAGUAUCUGGGCUCUUUCAGUGAGAACGGUUUCAUCAAAAUCUUCAUGGAGCAGGUCCCAGGAGGAAGUCUUUCAGCUCUCCUUCGUUCCAAAUGGGGCCCAUUGAAGGACAAUGAGCAAACAAUUGGCUUCUAUACAAAGCAAAUACUUGAAGGAUUAAAAUACCUCCAUGACAAUCAGAUAGUCCAUCGGGAUAUAAAGGGUGACAAUGUGUUGAUUAAUACCUACAGUGGCGUUCUCAAGAUCUCAGACUUCGGGACAUCAAAGAGGCUUGCUGGCAUUAACCCAUGUACUGAAACUUUUACUGGUACCCUUCAGUAUAUGGCACCAGAAAUCAUAGACAAAGGACCAAGAGGCUACGGGAAAGCAGCAGACAUUUGGUCUUUGGGCUGCACGAUCAUCGAAAUGGCCACAGGGAAACCACCUUUUUAUGAACUGGGAGAACCACAAGCAGCUAUGUUCAAGGUGGGAAUGUUUAAAGUCCACCCGGAGAUCCCAGAGUCCAUGUCCGCAGAGGCCAAGGCGUUCAUAUUGAAAUGUUUUGAACCGGACCCCGACAAGAGAGCCUGUGCUAACGACUUGCUUAUUGACGACUUCUUAAAAGUUUCAAGCAAAAAGAAGAAGACGCAACCUAAGCUUUCAGCCCUCUCAGCUGGAUCAAAUGCAGAGUAUCUUAGAAGCAUAUCCUUGCCCGUGCCCGUCUUGGUGGAGGACACCAGCAGCAGCAGCGAAUACGGCUCGGUUUCUCCGGACACGGAGUUGAAGGUGGAUCCCUUCUCUUUCAAGACGAGAGCCAAAUCCUGUGGAGAGCGAGACGUAAAAGGAAUACGGACACUCUUUCUGGGCAUUCCAGACGAAAAUUUCGAAGACCACAGCGCUCCACCCUCCCCUGAAGAGAAAGAUUCUGGAUUCUUUAUGCUGAGGAAGGACAGUGAGAGACGGGCCACUCUUCACAGGAUCCUGACCGAAGACCAAGACAAAGUUGUGAGGAACUUAAUGGAAUCUUUGGCUCAGGGGGCUGAAGAACCUAAACUAAAAUGGGAACACAUCACAACCCUCAUUGCAAGCCUCAGAGAAUUUGUGAGAUCCACGGACCGAAAAAUCAUAGCCACCACACUGUCUAAGCUGAAGCUAGAACUUGACUUUGACAGCCAUGGCAUUAGUCAAGUUCAGGUGGUACUCUUCGGUUUUCAAGAUGCCGUCAAUAAAGUUCUUCGGAAUCAUAACAUCAAGCCACACUGGAUGUUUGCCUUAGACAGUAUCAUCCGAAAGGCGGUGCAGACGGCCAUCACCAUUCUGGUGCCAGAACUGAGGCCACAUUUCAGCCUCGCAUCUGAGAGUGAUACCGCGGAUCAAGAAGACUUGGAUGCGGAAGAUGAGCGUGAGGAACAGCCUUCAAACCAAACCGUCCAAAGACCUCAUGCUGUCAUUGAAGAUGCCGUGGCUACCUCAGGGGUGAGCACGCUCAGUUCUACUGUAUCCCAUGACUCCCAAAAUGCUCACCGAUCACUCAAUGUGCAGCUUGGAAGGAUGAAAAUAGAAACUAAUAGAUUACUGGAAGAAUUGGUUCAGAAAGAGAAAGAAUUACAAGCACUCCUUCAUCAAGCUAUUGAAGAAAAAGACCAUGAAAUUAAACACCUGAAGCUUAAGUCCCAACCAAUAGAUAUUCCUGGAGUGCCUGUGUGUCACCGGGAUUCUCUGGGCACAAAUGCUGAAGAGUCUGAACUUGCUGAAUGGCUGAGAGAAAAGGGAGCUGAUGAAGACACUAUAAGUCGGUUUCUGGCUGAGGAUUAUUCACUAGAGGAUGUUCUCUACUAUGUUACACGUGAUGAUUUAAAAUGCCUGAGACUAAGGGGAGGAAUACUCUGCACGCUGUGGAAGGCCAUCACUGACUUUCGAGACAAACAGACUUGACCGUCGCUCAGUUUGUUUCCAACCUUCCGUGGAGACUCCAGCAAUACGGAACGGAUCUUCUUGGGGGAGGGAGAGGAGAAAGAAGCUGCACUUUAAAUCCAGUAUUUGUUUACUCGUGUUAAAAAAGAAAAAAAAGGCAAAAUACACUGAACUGCUUCUAUUUCUAGAAUUCAUAAGGACUCUUUGUAAGGACUCUCCAAAAAUAAUCCUACACAUUAGGAUGCUGAGGACUAUUUUAGUCUAAACAUUUUUAUGGAGAUAUUUUUAACUCGGCACCUGUUGCACCUCAGCCCAAUGUUUAUUUCACACGAAACAGAACAUUUCAUGGGAUUGUGCAUCACUGGAACAAAACCAAAAUGUGACCAUGACUUUGUAGGCUUAUGUGUGUUUGUAAGAUACUCUGAGUAGAAAUGCAUAAUUUCAAUUAUUGUAUAAAGUUUAUGUGUUUUUUUUUAAGUGUGCAGAAUCUGAAAGCAAUGGUUUUUACUUACCUAUAUCUGUAUUAAUUGUAAUAUCGACUAUAUUUUGUAAUUUAAGUUUCUGGCCCCUAGUACAUUCGAGUCGUUUAUGUACUACUGAACUGUACCAGUUGCACUUGCCUGAACCAUAGUAACGUUAGCUUGUUCUAAAGCUAUCCAUUGUGUCAUAUUUACUCUAGUAAAUAAAAAGACUCUUCACCUACUGUUUGAUAAA
This is a messenger RNA of Acinonyx jubatus (cheetah), 11376 nucleotides long. It is a transcript of the gene MAP3K5, whose product is annotated as mitogen-activated protein kinase kinase kinase 5. The transcript is spliced from 30 exons. Gene Ontology annotation, molecular function: MAP kinase kinase kinase activity; ATP binding. NCBI's taxonomy places the organism in Eukaryota, Metazoa, Chordata, Mammalia, Carnivora, Felidae. Bases 6853 to 10683 code for a protein of 1276 amino acids. Gene Ontology annotation, biological process: cellular response to stress; protein phosphorylation; intrinsic apoptotic signaling pathway in response to oxidative stress. The record is from RefSeq and is a predicted model, not a curated record.